Terrapene triunguis (Three-toed box turtle) is the source of this 1066-nucleotide messenger RNA. It is a transcript of the gene HAAO, whose product is annotated as 3-hydroxyanthranilate 3,4-dioxygenase. The coding region runs from base 80 to 940 and encodes 286 amino acids. Gene Ontology annotation, molecular function: iron ion binding; 3-hydroxyanthranilate 3,4-dioxygenase activity. Gene Ontology annotation, biological process: quinolinate metabolic process; 'de novo' NAD+ biosynthetic process from L-tryptophan. NCBI's taxonomy places the organism in Eukaryota, Metazoa, Chordata, Testudines, Emydidae. The transcript has 10 exons. Gene Ontology annotation, cellular component: cytoplasm. The record is from RefSeq and is a predicted model, not a curated record.
AGUAACAUACCGAGAGUGCAUGCUGCAUACUUCUCUGCCAACUCAUUAGCUUCCUCAAAAGUCUCAUUACUGGUGAAUCAUGGAGCUGCUUGUAAAUGUAAGAAAAUGGAUAGAAGAAAACAAAGCUGCUUUUUUGCCCCCAGUGUGCAAUAAGCUUAUGCACUGUCAGAAGCUGAAUGUGAUGUUUGUUGGAGGACCAAACCAAAGGAAGGAUUAUCAUAUUGAAGAAGGAGAAGAGUUAUUUUACCAGGUGGAAGGAGACAUGUGCUUGAAGAUAAUUGAAAAUGGAAACCGCAGAGAUAUCCACAUCAGAGAAGGGGAGAUGUUUCUCCUACCUGCCAGGAUACCACAUUCUCCUCAGAGAUAUGCAAAUACUGUGGGACUCGUGAUUGAGAGGAAAAGGCUAAACACAGAAACAGAUGGACUUAGAUAUUAUGUUGGAGAAUCAACCAACGUCCUGUUUGAAAGAUGGUUUCAUUGUGAGGAUCUUGGCACACAACUUAUACCGAUAAUCCAAGAGUUUUUCAGCUCAACACAAUAUCACACUGGAAAACCAAAUCCAGAUGAUCUCCUGAAAGACACCCCUUUCCCACUAAAUGCCACUGGAGUCAUGGAUCCAUUUUCCUUCCAAAUCUGGCUAAAUGAUCAUCGUGGAGAAAUAAAUCAGAAGAAAUCCUUGACCAUGUUUGGAGACAAUUUUGAGACAGAGGCUGUAGUUUAUGGACAAGGAGUAAGUGAAGGAAGCAAAAAGAAUACCGAUAUCUGGAUAUGGCAGCUGGAAGGCACAUCGGUUGUUAUUAUGGAUGGUAAAACACUGAGUCUAGCUGCUGAUGACAGCCUGCUCAUCCCCGCCCUGUCUAGGUACCACUGGAAGAGAGCGGAAGGAUGCAUUGCUCUUUACAUUACUCAAGACCCAAUACGCAAAAGACCCUAUGCCUAAUUUCUGGGAACAUAAACUAAACAUGGAUGAUCAAAAACUUUAUCCCACAUAGAUAAUUUUAAAGAUGUUGCUGACAGGGCUGCUCAGAAACUGAAUUACUUGUCUAAUAAAAAGGUUACAAUGAAA